AUGGCGUUGGCUGACGCUGGACAUCCUACUGGGGGAUGCUUUCUUUCUCCUGGCUCUUGGAUCUUUGCCUUCGGAUUGUUUUCAAAACUCUUCUACAAUGCGUCCAAUAACGAGCUGGUCCGCACCAAGACUCUGGUCAAGAACUGCAUCGUGCUCAUUGACAGCACCCCGUACCGACAGUGGUACGAGUCCCACUAUGCACUGCCCCUGGGCCGCAAGAAGGGGGCCAAGCUGACUCCUGAGGAGGAAGAAAUAUUAAACAAAAAACGAUCAAAGAAAAUUCAGAAGAAAUACGAUGAAAGGAAAAAGAAUGCCAAGAUUAGCAGUCUUCUGGAGGAGCAGUUCCAGCAGGGCAAGCUUCUGGCCUGUAUCGCCUCAAGACCAGGCCAGUGUGGCAGAGCCGAUGGCUAUGUGCUAGAAGGCAGGGAGCUGGCGUUCUAUCUGAGGAAGAUCAAAGCCCGAAAGGCAAAUAAACCAUCCAUCAUAGCUCAUGUACUAAAGGUGUUUAUUAUUCUGUAA
Microtus oregoni (creeping vole) is the source of this 519-nucleotide messenger RNA. Its product is annotated as 40S ribosomal protein S8-like. Gene Ontology annotation, biological process: translation; maturation of SSU-rRNA from tricistronic rRNA transcript (SSU-rRNA, 5.8S rRNA, LSU-rRNA). Gene Ontology annotation, molecular function: structural constituent of ribosome. The record is from RefSeq and is a predicted model, not a curated record. Lineage: Eukaryota; Metazoa; Chordata; Mammalia; Rodentia; Cricetidae. Gene Ontology annotation, cellular component: ribosome; cytosolic small ribosomal subunit. The transcript is spliced from 2 exons. The coding region runs from base 1 to 519 and encodes 172 amino acids.